Messenger RNA from Fusarium proliferatum ET1, 1632 nucleotides. RefSeq lists its product as uncharacterized. Gene Ontology annotation, cellular component: membrane. The coding region runs from base 1 to 1632 and encodes 543 amino acids. Gene Ontology annotation, molecular function: carbohydrate:proton symporter activity. NCBI's taxonomy places the organism in Eukaryota, Fungi, Ascomycota, Sordariomycetes, Hypocreales, Nectriaceae. The transcript has 2 exons. Gene Ontology annotation, biological process: carbohydrate transport; transmembrane transport. The record is from RefSeq and is a predicted model, not a curated record.
AUGACAGACAAAGCUGGAUCAGCUGUCAUGGCAGCGUCUCUUUCGAAGACGGCCCCCAACGAGGUCGACUGCAUCGACACUAACCUCCAAGCUCAGGCUGCAGAGGACAGCGAGCGACAUAUGACUGUUGGCCAAGGACUCAAGGUCUACUACAAGGCAGUUCUGUGGUCAGCAUUUCUUUCUUUGGCGGCUGUCAUGGAAGGCUACGACGCCCUUCUCCUUUCUUCACUUUUUGGGCAGCCUGCAUUCACCCAGGGUUUUGGCGAAAUCCAAUCGGAUGGUACCUAUGCCAUCAGUGCUGCUUGGCAGAGCGCCAUUCCCAAUGCUGUCAAGGUUGGCCAAUUCUUUGGUCUCUUCAUUGCAGGAUGGGCAACAGAUCGCUUUGGUUUUCGUAUGACAGUCAUCCCAACUUCUAUCAUUACGGCCGCCCUCGUCUUCGUUCAGUUUUUUGCUUCAACCAUACAGGUGCUGCUGGUUGCCCAACUGCUUUUCGGCUUUCCACUGGGUGCCUUUCUGACGAUGACUUCUGUAUAUGCAGCUGAGAUCUGCCCCAUGAUUCUCAGGCCGUACUUGACAAGCUGGGUUAACCUUUGCUGGACUAUCGGUAAACUUAUAUCUGCAGGCGUCCUGCGGGGCUUCGUCACGAACUCCUCCCAUUGGGCGUACAGAAUACCUUUUGCUACACAGUGGUUCUGGCCGCCAAUCCUUCUAUUUGGUUCACUUUUUGCUCCCGAGUCGCCAUGGUGGUUCGUACGUCAUGGGCGUCUUGAAGAGGCUCGCAGAUCACUUCGUCGUCUCCGCACACAAAAUGAUAACGCAGAAUCCAUCGAAUCAACUCUCACAAACAUGAUACUCGUCAACCAGCAUGAAAGAGAGCUAGAGCAGGGGACAUCAUACAUUGACUGUUUCAGAGGUUAUAAUCUUCGCCGUACCGAGAUUGCUUGUGUCACCUGGAUGAUACAGCCUCUUUGUGGCUUUGCUAUUGUUGGAUUUUCAACCUACUUUUUCCAGCAAGCCGGGCUCGAUGCAAGGAAUUCUUUCAGCCUCAGCUUGGGUCAGCAAGGAAUAGCUCUUCUCGGUGGUAUCAUCGCUUGGAAAUUGCUUACCCACUUUGGUCGAAGGACAUUAUUUCUAUGGGGUCUCGGAGGCAGCACCAUUUUUCAGCUGUCCAUCGGCUUUCUAGGCAUUCCGGAGCCUCGUGGAAGCGUAGCCUGGGCAACAGGCUCUAUGAUGAUGCUAUACAUGCUCGUGUAUGCUUGCACAAUCGGUCCCACCUGUUAUGUUGUCGUUACUGAGAUGGGGAGCACGCGACUACGAAACAAGACGACGGUGUUGGCUCGGAACUCAUAUCAAGUCGCCACGAUUAUCAACAACAUUCUGACGUCGUACAUGAUCAACCGCAAGGCGUGGAAUUGGAGGGGAAAGACCGGGUUCUUCUGGGGUGGUGUUAAUAUUCUGCUUUGGGCAUACUGCUUCCUCAGGCUUCCCGAGACCAAGGGUAGAACCUUUGCUGAGAUCGAUGCCUUGUUUGAAGCCAAUAUCUCAGCCCGUAAGUUCAGGACAUAUGAGGUGCAGCCAUUUGUAGCCGCGCAGGAUACGACUGCUACAAUGAGGUAUUCUCAACAAUCUUAG